Molecule: messenger RNA, 3816 nt
Organism: Trichosurus vulpecula (common brushtail)
Lineage: Eukaryota; Metazoa; Chordata; Mammalia; Diprotodontia; Phalangeridae
Gene: VRK3
Product: VRK serine/threonine kinase 3
Exons: 14
Coding region: 169-1590 (473 amino acids)
Biological process (GO): signal transduction; peptidyl-serine phosphorylation
Cellular component (GO): nucleus; cytoplasm
Molecular function (GO): protein serine/threonine kinase activity; ATP binding
Source: RefSeq, a predicted model, not a curated record
GAGGCGGCGCAUGCUCAGAGAGUCUGUGGUGUUUUUUUGCCUCAUCGCUUCUCCUUAGCUACGCAACUAGGGUCUCUCCCGGACCUGGGAGGCGACAGCCGGCAGAGUCCGUGUGCAUGGCCCAGCGGCCGGCCCUGGGAAGCCGGGCUCUGACGAGACCUUAGGGAAAUGGAACCCACUGGUGAUGCCCGAAGGGGUAGGCCUGGGAGGCGGUCUACGCGUGCGCAGAGUCUCGGCCGGGGUGGCGAUGCGCGCGCAUCCCCGGCCGCCGAAGUCGCUACGAACAGCCCAGCCAGAACCAUCUGUUUCUGCCCUGAGUGCGGGGGGCAGGUCAAGCCCACUUUCCACUUCUGCCCAUACUGCGGAGACCUCUUGCCAGCUAAGGAUGAGAUGGGGGACAGAAGCUCUCUGGAGGAGCAUGACACCUCGGGAGAAGUCCCCCAGAAGAGAGAAGCCCACCAAGGCCAAGGGGUCCCGAGGAAGAAAAGAAAGUGGCCCCUGCCCAUCCCCUCAUCUCCCCCAUCCACCAGCAUAUCCCAGAAGAUCGCCAAGGAGGAAGCAUCACCUAGCUUCCUGGGGAAGGCCAGAGGCCAGGACCCCCGCCAGAGACAAAAGCCUGUCAAAGCAUCGUCUCCAGAGUCUUUGGGGAAGUCCAAGGUCCUGACGGACAAAGAUGGCCAGUGCUGGAGGCUGGGGGCGCUGAUGCCCAGCAGCGAGAGUGGGAUGCUUUUUGAAGCCGUGUCAGCCUCUGAAACCACCUUUCCGAAGCAAAGAUUUUCCCUCAAACUAGACUUGAAAAGUGGACGCCUCUUCCACGAACAGAUCUUCUUCCAGAGAGCAGCGAAAGAGAAAGAAGUGGACAGAUGGAAGAAGUCACACUCGAUUCCCUUCUUGGCCAUCCCAGCUUGUGUCAGCUUUGGCCUGUACCAGGAUACCCACAGGUUCCUGGUGUUCCCUGACCUGGGAAGAAGCCUUCAGUCAGUUCUGGAUGACCGCCCCAAGAACAUUCUGACAGAGAAGACUGUGUUCCAUCUCUUGUUCAGACUGGUGGAUGUGCUGGAGUUCAUCCAUGAGAGUGAGUACGUUCAUGGGAACAUUUCCGCAGAGAACAUCUUUGUGAAUCCGGACACAGCUGGCAAGGUCACCCUGGCUGGCUACAGCUUUGUGUUCAGAUAUUGCCCAGGGGGGAAACACGUGGCACUGGUGGAGCAGAAAAGAUCCCCUCACCAAGGAACGCUUGAAUUCAUCAGCCUGGAUCUGCACAAGGGGAUAGACCCCUCCCGCCGCAGUGACAUGCAGGCCCUUGGGUAUUGUCUCCUGAAGUGGCUCUACGGGGCCCUGCCCUGGACCAAUCAGCUUCCUGAUGCCCAGGCAGUCAUGAGGCAGAAGGAGAGGUUCCUAAACAAUGUGGCUGAGCUCAUGAGGCAGUCCUGUGGCCAAAGACAGCCCCCAGAAGCUCUGAAGGCCUACCUGAACACAGCAAUGGCUCUUCGGUAUGAGGAGAAACCCAACUACCAAAUGCUGCGGACCGUCUUGAUGUCGGCUCUUGAAAAACACUGUAUUGAACCGUACGACUCCAUCAACUUCUAGCCUGCCCCAGAGAUUUAUCUUCUAUAUUCUUCCCUUUGAGUGUUUUCUCCAAAAGCAAUUAUGAAGCUAGUCGGAGUAUCAGUGUGAAGCUCUUCUGGACACAUGCCUAGAGUGCAGAACACUCUGCGUCUGCUUCAGAGCUGAGCUGUUUUGGAGAUGUUUAGAUUCUCUCAGAAAGCUUAUUUCUUAAACCUUAGAUAAUGUGAGAAUCCAGUUACCUCCCAUGAGACCUAUACUGUUUAAGUGGAAGCCAUGGUGUAGGCAGGAAUGCUCAGGGUGUGGCAUCGCCCUUAUCCCAGACUGUGUCACUGAGGGUCAGGGGCUGUGGGUCAUCCCACAGGGGUCCAGAGGUGCUGUAUCCACAGUGGUGCUGGAGCUGAGCUCUACAUUGGGCCUGUCCCUGCUUACGCUUACAUGGUCUGCUUGUGGCUACAGUCACCCAACCUCAGAGCCCCCAAAGUGUGGAUGCGUCUCACCCACAGAGGUAUGCUUCUGUCCAUGGCCUACAUUCUUCUUUGAUCUGCCAUCACACAUUCUUGUCUCCUGGUCUCCUGGUUCCCACUGCUAUGUACCUGAUCACAGCUAUGUGGCAAGACCCAGUUACAUCGCUUUCAACCCCCCAUUAAUGUGGUUGUGGCAUACCCAUAACCACACCCAGGAUGCAUUCCUGUGCAGCCUGGUACAGUGUGAUCGCAAUGGGCCACUGCUAAUGACUCCACCUGCAUGCCCACACCGUGCCCUGGCUGCAGGAGUACUGCGUGGCUGCACAGCUGGGCUGUAGGGAGGAAUCCUUUUGCCACAUCUUCUGGCCUCAGUCUCCAGAAAACACAAACUGUUCUCUGGACAAUCCGCCCGUGUGGCCUCCUAGAGACACUUGGAGCAGUUCUGAUAGAAAGGCCUUUAGGAAUCAUCUACAUCAGCCAACAAACGGAUUAGAAGUUGUGGAGCCCACCAGGAGCCCAAACAGUUUUGCCUAAAGUAUUUAGACCAAAGCACAGGGUGGUGCAUGAUGGCAGAACCCAAAGGAAACUUAUCCUGAGUAAGAAACUUUCACCAAGGACAUGACUCAUGAACCAGGCCUUCGUGGAUUUGCAUCCCUGAAGUGGAAAAGAAGGUUCAGAAUAAAAGCCUGGAUUUCAGAGAGCAUGCGAUGGGGAGAUAAGCCCGAGACAUGAGACACUGAGACCCAGCUGGAAAGGAGGCAUCUAUCCCAAUGCUACCCUCUCUGAGAAUCCCUAUUCCAACCAACAAAAUGACCCUCCUGUGCUUGAGGACCCACAGUGAAGGGGAACUCAUGACGCUACUAACCAUGACAGAGACAAGCCAGACCUGAAAGGGGCCUUAGAUGCCAUGAGGCCAGACUGGCCCCAAAUUCCCUCUAGGACAUCCUCCACAAGCCAUUAUGCAGAUUUUUCUUGAAGACCUGGAAUGGCUAGGAGCUUACCAGCCGCCGAGGCAGCCCAAGUGUGUCUGGUAUAGCUGAUUAGUAGGACUCUUGUCCUGUUUAGACAGAAUCAGAAAAGACUCAGAGGCCAAGUCUGACCACUUCAUUUUUAUAGACGAGGCCCAGAGAUGGGCAGAAACUAGCUCAAAGCCACUGGCUCACUGGCUCACUGGAACUGGCUCAAAGCCAAAGUAGCAAACUGCUUACCGGACUCGCUGGACUGUAAUAGGAGGAUGCUCCCCUGGGUGCCGAGUGACCCCAAGAUUUCUGUGAAAUUUUUAACGUUCUUUGCUCAAUACUCAAUGUUUUUCUUAGAUGAUAGAGCCGAGAGAGAGCUUAUUCAGACGUUUCCGCCACGUCCAACUCUUCAUGACCCCAUUUUGGGUUUUCUUGGCAACGAUACUGGAGUGAUUUGCCAUUUCCUUCUCCAGUGGAUUAAGGCAAACAGAGGUUAAGUGACUUGCCCAGGGUCACACAACUAGUGUCUGAGGUCAGAUUUGAACUCAGAUCUUCUUAUCUCCAGGCCCAGGCCUUAAUCCACUAAAGAUCCUUAAUUCCAUACUCAUUUUAUUCAUUUGAAAUUUUUUGUUUUCAAUUCCAUUCAUUUCCCUGAUGAUUUUUUUUUCCUUUGGAUGUUUUUUUGGGUGGUUUUCUUUUGUGUUCAAUUUGCUGAUUUUAGGAUUUGUUUUAAAAACUAUGUUUAACUUAUCUCUUUGGUUCACAUAAGUGUGUUUGAUUUGUUAAAUAUGUUGUACAAUAUGGAUUGGUGUUUUCUCAUGGGA